Messenger RNA from Anguilla anguilla (European eel), 1125 nucleotides. It is a transcript of the gene rergla, whose product is annotated as RERG/RAS-like a. Lineage: Eukaryota; Metazoa; Chordata; Actinopteri; Anguilliformes; Anguillidae. Gene Ontology annotation, molecular function: GTPase activity; GTP binding. Bases 259 to 873 code for a protein of 204 amino acids. The record is from RefSeq and is a predicted model, not a curated record. The transcript has 5 exons.
UUCAGCCAGACGCUCUCGAGUGGUAGCGCUCCAAGACGCAGCGCCACAGAAAUUCAAGUGCACUUUUCCCUCUUCGCUCUUACCGUCUGUCAGCCAGAGCAGUGAACAGACGUGACUCAAUAGGCAUGCACCAUUUAAAGAAGACCGUUAAUCCCAGCCGUCUCUGUCAAAACCGUUUUGUUGCCAGAUAGACAGGAGACAAUACCACGGUCGACAUCAAUAUUUUCAAACUAUUUUUAUUUUAGUUUUUUUGCUAUAAUGAACGACAUCAAACUUGCAGUACUGGGGAGCGAGGGGGUCGGAAAAUCAGCCCUCAUCGUGCGAUUCCUUACAAGGCGAUUCAUUGGGGAAUAUGCGUCAUCCUCAGAGUGUAUAUACAGAAAGCGUCUGUCUAUUGAUGGAAGGCAGUUGAAUCUCGAGCUUUACGAUCCCUGCUCACAGCCUUGUGAGGGGAAGUCCUCGCUGAACGAGCAGAUGCACUGGGCGGACGGCUUCGUGGUCGUCUACGACAUCAGCGACAGGUCGUCCUUCGUCGCCGCCAAAGCCAUCGUGCACCUGAUCCGGGAGCUCCACCUGGGAGUGACCAAAAGAGACAUGGACUCCGUGGUGUUCCUGGUGGGCAACAAGCAGGACCUGUGCCACGUGCGGGAGGUCAGCCGGGAGGAGGGCCAGCGGCUGGCCGCCGAGGGCAAGUGCCAGUUCUACGAGCUGUCCGCCGCCGAGCACUACCAGGAGGUGGCGCUCAUGUUCUCCAAGGUGGCGCGCAACGCCGGCCUGAGCGGCAAGGCCAAGGACCGCCGGCGGCCGAGCGGCUCCAAGUCCAUGGCCAAGCUGAUCAACAACGUCUUCGGCAAGAGGAGGAAGUCGGUGUAGAGCACAUGCAUACGCCCGCCUGCGUACACCAGCCUGUGUACGCUAGCCUGCGUACGGCAGCCUGUGUAUGCCAGCCUCCGUAUGCCCGCCUGCGUACACCCGCCUGUGUACACUAGCCUGCAUACGCUAGCCUGUGUAUGCCAGCCUGUGUACGCCAGCCUGUGUAUACUAGCCUGCGUAUGCUAGCCUGGGUACGGCAGCCUGUGUACACUAGCCUGCAUAUCCCCGCCUGCGUACGCCCGCCUGUGUACA